This is a messenger RNA of Anisakis simplex (herring worm), 1131 nucleotides long. Lineage: Eukaryota; Metazoa; Nematoda; Chromadorea; Rhabditida; Anisakidae. The record is from the annotation of a GenBank genome assembly.
ACGAUCAAAAUAUGUGAUUUCGGCUUAAUGCGAGCAUUGGAAGAUAAUGAACGUCUAUAUGUGAUGUCUGCACAGAAGAAAGUUCCUUUUGCAUGGUGUCCACCAGAAUCUCUGAGAAAACGCCAGUUCUCACAUGCAUCAGAUGUUUGGGCGUUUGGUGUGACUCUAUGGGAAAUGUUCUCGUACGGAGAUGAACCAUGGGCCGGUUGUAGAGGCGCUGAGGUAUAUUUUUUGCAAUGCUUUUGUUUUUUAUUGAUUCGUUUGAGUGUUUUAAUGAUGGUUUUGACAAAAACGGAGGCAGGCGAACGUCUGAGUCGGCCGUUACGAUGUUCGAAUGAGAUUUAUGAUCUGAUGUCUUCGUGUUGGCUUCCAGAAGCAGAAGACCGACCUAGAUUCAGUUUACUCAGAAGCUUGCUUUCUGAUAUCAAGUUUAUGAUAGCUGAAGCACGUGAAGAAUGUUUAUCAACACAACAAUUAAGUUUAGAAUUGAAAGCCAAUGAUCGUGUGAUAGUUAUUGAUGGAAGGAAUGCACGUAUACUGGGACCGCAGAUGAUCACAUCUAUAAUCGACAUGCAUCCGUCAGCGAGAACUGCCGCUCCUGCAGCUUCAGACGAUAAUAAACAAAGCUCGUCGAAAAAACCCAAACCAUCCAUACCUACACUUGGACCGAACGCACCAAACUCAGGCGGACACUGGGACGAUUCGGCGCAAUCUCGAUCACAAACUGAUCCGUUUUCGCCGUUCAGUGACUAUGAGUUCGAUGUUGAUGAGGAGAAUAUUGGAAAUACGAUCGCAGAACUACAGCAACAAAGUCAACAACAGCCAUCUGUAUUGGAACCAAUUGUAGUCGCAGGUGGCCAGGUUAGGAAACCUACUGCGCUGGUUGAUCGUGAGACUUUAGCGAAUGCAUUAGCCUCACUUGGAGCUGCGAAAGCAGUAUCACCAAAAAGUGCCCGAUCGCAUUCAUUUCUAGCUCCGCGUGCUUCGACAUCAACUGCGUCCGUCACUCCGGCGCCACCCAUUCCUCCACAACCUGUCACGCAUCACUUAAAACCCACUCCACAGCCUGUAGAAACGGACACAAUGAAUUCGAAGAAAGGUACAUUUGUAGAAGAUGUCUAUUCUCAUUGA